GCCUGCUGCAAAGCUCCGCCCUCGACUACCCGGACUGGUUGCGCUCGGCGCCGCUGUUCAGGGUGAGUGAGUGAACACUGCGGUCGGUGUGGGACGGACAGACAGCACAGCAGCGGGCGGUAAACUCCACUGAUGAAGAAAUGACUUAUUUCCACAGCUUUGGGGAUUUCGAUCACGCGAGCUGAUUGACUGACAGCUCAUCGUAUGACCGGUGUAAAGGGAAGGAAAAACAGUGGGUUUACGGUACCCGCGGGGGCGCGUAAGUUGUCAAAUCUGCGGGUCAGUGAGUGAGUGAGUUUGGGUUGGAGUUAGCUAGCUGAUACGCUAACCUCACACGCUUGGAAAUUCAACGCACCUUGGAGAGAUAUUCGGUGUCAUGGCUCUGCGAGCGAGGGCUUUGUACGACUUCAAUUCAGAAAACCCCGGGGAGAUAUCGGUGAAGGAGAACGAGAUCGUAACUCUGUACAGCGAGCAGGACAUUGAGGGCUGGCUAGAGGGGACGAACAGCAGAGGGGCGAGGGGGCUUCUGCCAGCGUCCUACGUCGAGAUUUUGAGGAAUGACACGGUCUCGUCUUUUAACAACUCUCGAUAUGCCAACGUUCCCACUGGUGCUUUUGAGAGCUAUAACAGUACACCAGCAUCUACUUUCUCAGCCUACCCAGCAAUACCUCAACAACAACAACAGCAGCAGCCUCAUCAAGGGACUCCAGCCAGUGAUGAUGACUGGGAUGAUGACUGGGACGAUCACUCAUCCAUAGCUGAUGAACCAGGGGUUGUUGGUGGCGGAUACAGGAAUUAUGAAGGAAACGGACCCUCUGGCUACAGCAUCUCUACAUCGUCUAUGCCUAGAGGUGCACAGCAAGCCAAAAGUUCAGCCACGGUCAGCAGAAAUCUGAACAGGUUCUCCACUUUCGUGAAGUCUGGUGGUGAGGCGUUUGUGCUCGGUGAGGCGUCUGGCUUUGUGAAGGAUGGUGAUAAAAUCUGUGUUGUGAUGGGUCAGUAUGGUCCAGAGUGGCAGGAGAAUCCCUACCCGUUCUCUUGCACUAUUGAUGACCCUACAAAGCAGACCAAGUUCAAAGGCAUGAAAAGUUACAUUUCCUACAAGCUGACGCCGACCCACACACAGAGCCAGGUCAAUAGAAGAUACAAGCAUUUUGAUUGGCUCUACGCUCGAUUAGUGGAGAAAUUCCCUGUGAUCUCAGUGCCACACAUCCCUGAAAAGCAAGCUACCGGUCGCUUUGAAGAAGACUUCAUUUCUAAAAGGAGAAGAGGGUUGAUAUGGUGGAUGAAUCAUAUGACUAGCCACCCUGUGCUGGCCCGGUGUGAUGUUUUCCAGCACUUUCUCUCCUGCUCCAGCACAGAUGAAAAGGCUUGGAAGCAGGGCAAGAGGAAAGCAGAGAAGGAUGAGAUGGUCGGUGCCAAUUUCUUCCUCACCAUCAGCACUCCACCAGCUCCUCUCGACCUGCAGGACGUUGAAAGCAGGAUCGACGGAUUCAAGGUCUUCUCCAGGAAAAUGGACGACAGCGUGAUCCAAGUCAACGCCACACUCAGUGAGUUUGCGAGGAAGCAGAUAGCUGGCUUCAAGAAAGAGUAUCAGAAAGUGGGACAGUCUUUUAAGUAUCUGAGUCAGGCAUUCGAGAUGGACCAGCAGUCAUACUCCAUUGGUUUGAACCAAGCGAUUGCGUACACAGGAGAAGCCUAUGAAGUUAUCGGAGACUACUUUGUGGAGCAGCCUAAACAGGACGUGGAUCCAGUGAUGGAUUUGUUAGCCCUGUAUCAAGGACACCUCACCAACUACCCUGAUAUCAUCCAUGUCCAAAAAGGUGCUCUGACGAAGGUGAAGGAAAGCCAAAAGCACGUAGAAGAAGGGAAGAUGGAGAACCAGCAUGCAGACGGCAUCAGGGACCGCUGUACAUCAUCAUCUUUUGCCACCAUGGCUGAGAUCCAGUACUUCCAUCAGACUCGAGUGCGGGACUUCAAAUCCCAGAUGCAGCAUUUCCUACAGCAGCAGAUCAGCUUCUUCCAGAAGGUCACAGGAAAGCUGGAGGAGGCGCUGCAGAAAUAUGACAAUGCCUAAAUGAACUACGUCCAAAUUUGACCAACAGUGUUUCUCUUUGCCUGGUGGACAGAGUGCCAGGUGAGGGUUAGCCAGCCCCUAGCAAUAUAUGACAAACCAAGAGUCUAUAAUCUUAUUAAAACUAUCCCCAUACAAUGAAUGUCCAACACAGGGAACCGAAUGUUGUUUGGGGUGGUCGUCAGAUGGAGAUAAUGAUCAUCUAAUGUGUGUUUUCCUCUUAAAUAAUGAGGAGGACGGAGCGAGAGAGCAAGGAAUGUCCUGGAUCCUGCUAUUUUUAACGAUGUCCUUCACACAGAUGAAUGAGAGAUUGACACGACUUGAGGAGCUCACUUGGCUUCUCACUGCCACGUUUGAAACACUCAAGACCUUCUUAGCCGUUCUUAGAUGUUUACAGACCUUACAGAGCCACUGUCAUCACUGUUGUGCCUUUCAGUCUGGUCUUGUUGUUUUUUUUUAUAUAUAAUUUCUUAAACAAAAAAUGAUUUAUUAUUCUUAUUCUCAGAAUUGUUUUUACAAGAUUUGAUUUUAUUAUCUUAUUAAAAUGUCACUCCUGCCUGAAAUGGCAGGGCAAAGGAGUAGCUGGCUCAUGUUUGGAGAUAAGCUUGGGAGUAGCUGAACACAGUGCCCUAAUUUGGUGUCCUGUCUGAUUUAUUUCCCAGCCCCCUUCCCACAGUAAUAUUUUGGGUCCAAUGCAGAACAGAAUGUGCACUCGAGGGAAAGCAGUAGUGGCUGUAAGAUGACCUCUCAUUACUUGUGGACAGCUGACCAGGUACCUAGAAAUAUUUGUAAAAAAUGUGCUGUAAACAGGAAGCACAGCACACUCAGGGUAGCUGGAACUCAAUUUGGAAACUUCAACCUACCAUUUUAUCGGCUAAUGAUAUACUAUUCAGUUUAUUGCCUACUACAGACUUUUACUUAUCAUUGUGUAAAAAUGAACCACAUCUAGAUGUGCUGAAAAAUGUCAAAGAAAAUUCCAAAUAAACCGUUCACCUUACUGCUUGUUGCAUCAAAUGUAAAUAGUAUGUGUGUGUUUUUAGAGAGACGGAUUUAAACACCACAUUACUGAACUAUGGGUUUUCUCUUUCUCUGGUUAAGUCAGUAUAUUAUAGCUGUUGACUGGGAACAUCAUGUCCAUAUAUUUUUUCACAUAUCAGUGCUGUUGGUUACUCUUUAUGUCUUUCCAUGAGUUAUUUAAUUAAUAAGCUUGUUACUAACCUCACAGUGCCAUCGAUUCCUCAAACUGUCUGCAAAACCUCACAUAGCUCCACCUAACCUUUAUUUGAAAUAAAGUGCCACACGUCA
Molecule: messenger RNA, 3379 nt
Organism: Danio aesculapii
Lineage: Eukaryota; Metazoa; Chordata; Actinopteri; Cypriniformes; Danionidae
Gene: snx18a
Product: sorting nexin 18a
Exons: 2
Coding region: 377-2077 (566 amino acids)
Biological process (GO): protein transport; mitotic cell cycle; plasma membrane tubulation
Cellular component (GO): cytoplasmic vesicle; plasma membrane
Molecular function (GO): protein binding; phosphatidylinositol binding
Source: RefSeq, a predicted model, not a curated record